Molecule: messenger RNA, 2589 nt
Organism: Triticum urartu
Lineage: Eukaryota; Viridiplantae; Streptophyta; Magnoliopsida; Poales; Poaceae
Product: inorganic pyrophosphatase TTM2
Molecular function (GO): kinase activity; ATP binding
Source: RefSeq, a predicted model, not a curated record
CACCCCUAAAAAAUAGGCCCCGGAUCCGAAAUUCCCAUCCAGUUGCAAAAACACCCCUCCCUUCCUUCCUUCCCUGAGCUUCCUCUACUCGAUCGAAGCCGAGCAGCGGCGCCUGACACGGAGAACAGGGCCGCGGACCCGCCUCGCCGCCCAGGUCGCCGGCGACCGGAGCCCUCGUCCCCCGCCGCCGCCCCUCCGGUUCUUCAUUGUAGGUUAAGUUGUCUCGGAGACUUCUUUUGAAUGGAGCGUAGUGAUUCCCUGUCCGAGUCGCCAAGGAAGCGGAAUGGCCUUCUGCGUGACCAGGUCCAGCUGGUGAAAAGGAAGGACACAAGCCGCUAUGAGAUCGUCCCCUUUCCAGAGCCACUGUCUUUUGAGAAAGGCUUCUUUGUCAUGAUCCGCGCCAUCCAGCUCCUGGUGCAAAACAAUGAAGGGAUAAUAUUUGUGGGAGUUGCUGGCCCCUCUGGGGCUGGUAAGACGGUGUUUACUGAGAAGGUCCUCAAUUUCAUGCCCAGUGUUGCUGUCAUAUCAAUGGACAACUACAAUGAUGCAAGUCGCAUAGUUGAUGGCAAUUUUGAUGAUCCACGUCUAACAGAUUAUGACACACUGUUGGAAAAUAUUCAUGGUUUGAAGGAAGGAAGGUCCGUUCAGGUUCCAAUAUAUGAUUUCAAGAUGAGUUGCCGGACUGGAUACAGAACAGUUGAUGUCCCUAGCUCCAGGAUUGUUAUUAUUGAAGGUAUAUAUGCACUGAGUGAUAAGUUACGGCCAAUACUGGAUCUGCGUGUUUCUGUCACUGGUGGUGUUCAUUUUGACCUGGUGAAGAGGGUCCUAAGGGACAUACAACGAGCUGGCCAGGAGCCUGAGGAAAUAAUUCACCAGAUCUCAGAAACGGUUUAUCCAAUGUACAAGGCUUUCAUUGAGCCGGAUUUGAAGACAGCGCACAUAAGAAUCAUCAACAAGUUCAACCCUUUCUCAGGGUUCCAGAAUCCUAUGUACAUUCUGAAGUCACCACGGUCUCUAACACCUGAUCAAAUCAAAGCUGCUCUUGGCGAAGAUCAAACAGAAAGCAAUGAAGAAACUUAUGAUAUCUAUUUACUUCCACCGGGUGAAGAUCCAGAAGCAUGCCAAUCUUAUCUGAGAAUGCGGAAUAGGGAAGGGAAAUAUAAUCUGAUGUUUGAGGAGUGGGUGACUGAUAAUCCUUUUAUCAUAUCACCGAGGAUUACUUUUGAAGUCAGUGUACGUCUUCUUGGUGGUUUGAUGGCGUUGGGAUAUACUAUAGCAGCUAUACUGAAGAGAAGCAGCCGUGUGUUUUCUGAUGGCAAGGCUACUGUUAAAAUUGACUGGCUGGAGCAACUUAACCGAAGGUAUAUACAGGUGCAAGGUAGAGACAGACUUUAUGUCAAAUUUGUAGCAGAGCAGUUAGGUUUGGAUGGUUCUUAUAUCCCACGCACGUAUAUUGAACAAAUUCAACUGGAGAAACUGAUGAAUGAUGUUAUGGCAUUACCAGAUGAUUUGAGGACAAAGCUCAGCAUUGAUGAUGAGCUGGUUUCAAGUCCAAAAGAAGCUUUUUCCCGGGCCUCUGCUGAUAGGAGAAACGAACUUAUGAAAAGUGGGCUAUCUCAUUCGUAUUCAACACACGGAGAUAAAAGUAUUGUGAAAUUGAAUAAACUGACUGAAAGCAACCGAAGGUUUGGCAGUCGGCGAACUCCUGAACCUCCUGUGAUUAAUCAGGGUGCAAUCAACCAGCUGUCAGAACAGAUAUCGACACUGAAUGAGAGGAUGGAUGAGUUUACCUGUCGGGUUGAAGAUCUUAACUCAAAAUUUACACUGAUAAAAUCUUCACCGAGUCAGCAAAAUUUAAUUCCUUCAAGUGAUACCCGUAAUGGUUCUGCACCUACAAAUCUUUUUGUUUCUCAGUUGGGUAAUGGUACCCUUAUACCCCAUUCAUCAUCAUCAAACCAACUUUCAAAAGAGUCUCCAUUGAUGGAAGAGAUUACGGUCUUAUCAAGGGGUCAGCGCCAAGUAAUACAUCAGCUUGACAACCUCACCAACCUGCUUCACGAGCAUUUGGUCUUGACCCGCCAAGGAAACGCCAUGAGUAGGAACCGGAUCCAGGAAGGAAUCGACAUGGCCAUCUGUCCGUUGAUAAUCCUGACAAUCGGCAGUGUCGGGUACUUCGUGUUCAAGAGUCUCAACCGGAGCUGACAAGAGCGAGACCCGAUAAAGUGCGCGGUUCUGAAGCUCACCACCAAGUCAAGUCAAGAACCAGAGGAGGCCAAGCAGUCUCAAUUGAUCUUCAGUGCCCAGAGCCCAGACUCUAUAACUGUUACUUUCUCUUGGAAGUUAUAGUCGGUCCUUGAGUCAGACACCGUGAUGGAUAUCAUAUCUAGUAGAUUACAUUUUCCAAGAUAGGCGAAAACUCAUAUAUACAAAGCGCAAGCAACAGAGUUUAGUCUUUGGUAUUGAGCUGAGAUACUUCGAAAAGGCCGGGAAAAAACGAUGUACCGGAGGCAUACAUACUCUGCCUGUAGUCGAUACUGGAAGUCCCAGUAUCAAUAAAUUUUGGGGAUACCGAUCACAGUCCUUAAUUCC